AUGGCCGCUGGUGUCCUGGAAAAGAAGAAGAAGAAAACGGAGGAGUAUGUCUUAAUGUUAUCUGUGAUAGAUGAAAACCUGAGCUGGUAUAUUGAUGAUAACAUAAAUAGUUACUGUACUGAUCCUGCUUCAGUGGAUAAAGAAGAUGAAGGCUUUACGGAAAGCAAUUUAAAGCACUCCAUCAAUGGAUACAUGUUUGGCAAUCUCCCUGGCCUCUCUGUAUGUGAUAACACAGAUGUAAUGUGGUACAUUUUUGCUGUGGGAAAUGAAAUAGACGUACACUCUAUCUAUUUCUAUGGUCACGUACUGACAUACCAACACAGGCGUGUAGACACUAUCAGUCUCAUUUCUGCAUCAAUGGUUCAGGCUUCAAUGUUAACACAUAAUCCCGGAAAGUGGCUUGUCACCUCUCAGGUUAAUGAACAUCUUGAAGGUGGCAUGCAGGCAAUCUAUGAAGUCAGGAACUGCUCCAAAUUGGGUCCUCCUUCUCAAUAUCAAUCCACUGUUAGACGGUAUUAUAUUGCUGCAUUAGAGAUCAUCUGGAACUAUGGUCCAACCUCAAUCAACCAAUUCACUGGGCAAAAGUUAGAUGCUCCUGGGAGUGACUCAGCAAAAUAUUUUGAGCAAAAUGAUUUGAGAAUUGGAGGAAGUUAUAUGAAAGCCGUGUAUAGGGAAUUCACAGACUCAACAUUCACUAAGGAGAAACCACGAUCCCAAAACGAAAUACAUCUUGGAAUUCUGGGACCCGUCAUUCGAGCACAGGUAGGAGAUACUAUUGAGGUUAUAUUUAAGAAUAAUGCAAGCCAUCCAUACAGCAUUCAAGUCCACGGAGUGAACCAUAGAAAAGAUAUGGAAGGUGCUGUCUACAAAACUGGCAAUAUUGUCAAUGGUCAAUCCCGUCCUUCCCACGUGGCUCCAGGAGACACUGUGACAUAUCAGUGGAAAGUACCAGACAGUGUGGCUCCCACCAGUGAAGAUCUGAACUGCAUAGCAUGGCUCUAUUACUCAUCAGUGGAUCCAGUCAAAGACACCAACUCUGGCCUUGUUGGUCCGCUAUUAGUGUGUAAUAAAUUGACUAGCACCAAUCAGACAGGUGCAGAUUACGAUUUUGUGAUGAUGCCUACUGUAUUUGAUGAGAACAAAAGCUGGUACCUGCAAGACAACAUUAAUCGAUUUGCAGGCAAACCAGAAUCCGUCAACGUGAACUAUCCUGAUUUUGUGGCGUCUAAUAAUAUGCAUUCUAUCAAUGGAUAUGUGUUGCUUCUAGGGGGAUCGGUUGCCUGUGUUUUUAAUGUGGAAUGUAUGACUACUGACCAUUACACAAGCGGAAUAAGACAGCACUACAGGGUAAAUGCAUGUGGAUGGAUCCUGUCUGGGUCCGAGCCGGAAAACGCACUUGAGGUAAGCGUAGGGGACGAACGGCCGCGUAGUCCCGUAGAGAAGGACGGGGACUGCAUACUAAUCACACGCAGCACCAGUCUUUCCCUGGAGCUACAUGGAGAUGUAUUUUUAAACCAAACAAAUACAACUAUUGGUUCUAUAUAUAAGAAAGUUGUGUAUCGGGGCUACACAGAUCAAACCUUUGCAAGACGCAUGAGAAGAACAGAAGAUGAAACGCAUUUGGGAAUUCUGGGUCCAAUCCUAUAUUGUAAUGUGGGUGAUAAAGUGAAAGUAAUAUUUAUGAACAAAGCACACAGGACAUAUUCAAUUUAUGCACAUGGCUUGAAACCAGAAAACAAACAAACAAAGCCAACUGAACCUGGUAAUAUAGAAGUAUAUACUUGGAAUGUUCCUAAACGGUCUGGCCCUAACAUCGAUGAAACGGAUUGUUUGACAUGGGCUUACUAUUCUGAUGUUGACCAAGUAAAGGAUACGUACAGUGGAUUGAUUGGAACUAUUGUGGUUUGUAAAAGAUCAUAUAAUCAAUUGGAGGCACCAGAUUUAAGAUUAGUUCUACUUUUUAUGGUGUUUGAUGAAAAUAAGUCCUGGUAUCUGGAUGAAAAUAUCCAAAAAUAUUGCUUGAAUCCCAGUGAAGUGGACAAAAAUAGUGAUGCAUUUAGAGAAAGCAAUAUGAUGCACAGUAUCAAUGGAAGAAUGUAUGGCAACACAAAACUGAUUAUGAAUGUUGGGGAUCAUGUGGUCUGGCACGUCAUGGGUAUGGGGAAUGAAGUGGAUAUACACACAGCACAUUGGCAUGGCCACAGCAUGAAAUUUACGAGGGGCCGCAAACUCCAGACAGAUAUAUUUGAACUUCUUCCUGGCACUUUCCAAACUGCUUCAAUGAUAGCUAGGAGACCAGGAACAUGGCUUUUGCACUGCCAUGUGGAUGACCAUCUAUAUGCUGGAAUGGUGACAGUGUACACUGUAAAAGAUAGAACAUCCUGGCUGCAGCUGUUUGCAUACAUCUGUGAUCCCAGAAUCUGCAGACUCUUGGCGCAGGAAUUCACUGUUCGGCUCUAA
Messenger RNA from Nanorana parkeri, 2460 nucleotides. Its product is annotated as ceruloplasmin-like. Lineage: Eukaryota; Metazoa; Chordata; Amphibia; Anura; Dicroglossidae. Gene Ontology annotation, cellular component: plasma membrane. Gene Ontology annotation, biological process: iron ion transport. Gene Ontology annotation, molecular function: copper ion binding; oxidoreductase activity. The record is from RefSeq and is a predicted model, not a curated record. The coding region runs from base 1 to 2460 and encodes 819 amino acids. The transcript has 19 exons.